GGCGGGAUGACGUUCACCGAUGAGCGCUCAGCCAAUCAGAUGCGGGCCUGGUCGGUUACCCUGGAGACGAGGCGGGGCUGCAGGAUGAAGGUUCCUUCGUUAUCAUUCCAGAUUUCUUUGUGGUGAGGAAGAAUAUGCAGACCUGUUCCUUUAAUCGAUUCAGACUGCUGGCCUUCCUGUUUGUUGUCGGUACCACACUUAUGGUGUACUAUUUGCUUCCCCGCAUCCUGCUGCACAACGUUACGUCCUCAGGGCCAUCUCAGGGACUCAACAUGGCGAACAUUAAACAGCUCACCAUCAAUCUCACAGUGGAGAAAAACCAAAAGCCAGGACUCUCGGAAAUUUUCUACCGGGAAUCAUUACCUCCAGAGAAGGAUGGAGAAAGCCUAAAGCCUAACUUGGAGGUACUCCUUCUACAUGGGCAGGCCUUCAACUCGAAGACCUGGGAGGGUCUAGGAACACUCAAUCUGCUAGCGCAACAAGGACACAGAACUGUGGCAGUGGACUUACCAGGGUUUGGGAAUACCCCACACUUGGAGAUUGGGAAAGUGGACAAGGACAGAGCUGACUUCCUGUUGGCUUUCCUGAACGCUGUAGGACUGCAGACUCCAGUCCUGGUCAGUCCAUCCAUGAGUGGUCACUUCUCCAUCCCAUUUCUGAUGUUUCAGAACCAGCGACUGAAGGGCUUCAUCCCUAUUGCUCCAGUUGGAACAAAUCACUACAGUGCCAAACAGUAUCAGAAAAUCCAGACCCCGACCCUGAUUGUAUUCGGAGAACUGGACACAAAUCUUGGUUUGCAGUCCCUGAAGAAUUUAAAACACCUUCCGCAUCACACUGUCUUCAAAAUACCAGCAGCACGUCAUGCUUGUUACCUCGAUGAGCCAGACAAGUUCCAUAAAGCUUUACUGGACUUUCUAACUAAAUUUUAGUUCAGAGGGUUUAUACCGCUGAUGCCUCUCUGCAUCAGGUACUUGCAAAAACAGCCAAGACCAGCACCAGACCAGCUUCCUCAGCAGCUGAAUUUAUUAACUUUUAACAUUCUUCAAGAGAGGAGAAACUAAAACAGUAAAAAAUUCAGAUUUUUUAAAAAACAUUUUCCUCUCUUUGAAGUUCCAGCAGAUUUUAAUUAAAGCUGAAAAUUGACAGAAAUUUUAAAAAACCUCAGUUUCCAAAAGAAGAAUUCAGUUGUGGGCUGAAUGAGUACACAUACCAUCUAGUGUGGUACCAAGUCUCUCAGAACAGGAACAUCCCAGGUCCAAUCCUGGGCUCUGCUGAGGCAGCUGAACUUUCCCACUGUGGGACUAAGCCCCAUAAAGCAGGAAGAGCCUAGUCUCCAUCUCACACAUCUGCGUGGUUAGCUGAUUUAAGCCAAACGCACGGUAAAAAUCCCAAAAGUAGUUCCAGCAGCCUUGCCAAAUGGAGUGGAAUAUUCAUCCAGUUUUCCUUUUUCCAGUUCAUAUCCAAAAGAUUUGUUCCCUCUCACAACAAGUGAAUUUAUUUUUCAACCUUUUUAAAGAAAAUAGACCACAUCUGGGUCCUGCAGCUAGUCUUCACCUUUUCAUUCCAAACAUUUAUCUGUGACUGUCUGUGACACUGUCAGCUGUCAUGACAGACUUGGAUCACCCAGUCGCAAUUUUAUUAGUUUUAUGGCCCCAUAAAUCUGCUCAAUAUCCUCUUUGAAAUCAUUUGAAUCUGCUAUUUACCCCUAAGUAACAAAAUUCUAAUAUUCCAAAUAAGGUUUCAACACAUUUCAAAAUAAAUACAGAUUUCAUAAUACUUGUCUGUUACAUUUUAAUGCCUUUGCCAAAGCUUUUAGUUGAAAGUGCCAGCCUCUUGGACCUGGCAUUUUGACCAGGGGUUUUGACUGUGAGAGCUGAUUUUGGUCUGAUGUGUGUUGUAUCGAAUUUCCUGGCAAUAACAUUCAGCUGGACCUUAUUUCAAAAAGGACUUGUGCCCUAAAACUUUGGAAAAUGUAUUAAAUUGAGAGUGAGAGAAAUUUAUCUCAUGCUAUUCUGCUGUUUAACAAAAAUGAACCUUGAAGCCAACUAA
This is a messenger RNA of Carcharodon carcharias (great white shark), 2049 nucleotides long. It is a transcript of the gene abhd14a, whose product is annotated as abhydrolase domain containing 14A. The record is from RefSeq and is a predicted model, not a curated record. The transcript has 5 exons. Gene Ontology annotation, cellular component: cytoplasm. Lineage: Eukaryota; Metazoa; Chordata; Chondrichthyes; Lamniformes; Lamnidae. Bases 135 to 929 code for a protein of 264 amino acids.